GCGUAUGAAGGUCAGGCUUAAGUCAAGUGCGGUUUCUGUUUUUCGAUAAGGAUGAAGGCGGAGGAUGAGACUAAUAACAAGUUGGAUAUGAGCUUAGAUGAAAUUAUCAAAUUGGAUAAAAAAGAAGCUCGUAAAAAUAGACGAGUUCAACAAACGCUAGCUAUUCGUGGUAGACGCCAGAAUGCUUCUCAGUAUCGACAAAAACCUCGAAUAUCUGCCGCUGCAACCCGAUUACGUGGUUUAAGGCAGAAGCGACUUUCUCGAAUCAAUCGUCCUAUUCAGGGGUCUUCUUCUCAACAUCAAGUUUUAACGAAAAACAAACGUGUGUUCACCGUAAAAAAUAUCCGCUCAAGUAGAUCGACAGCACAGGCAGUCCUUCGCCGAGCUCAGAGAACCGCCGCUGCCGCUGCUAGGACAGCUGCUGAUGCCACUGCACUUCUUCAGCGCAAUCGUAUUCAACGUCAGCAGUUGUUUAAUGAACGAAGAAAUAUUCAACCAACCUCUCGCAUUGCCUAUGAAAGACGUCCCUCAAGACGAAGGAGCGCUCCUGCUUCAACAGUCGGUUCCCGAGGAGCUUACACUACACCUCAAGUCACUGGUCGUUCGUGGCAAUCAGAGCAGCAAUCACUUAAUUUUCAAAGACGUCCACGUCGUAGAUCCCUUCAGGUAUUGGGGUCACCUCAAGGUAGACGGACAUCAUUCCGUGGAGCCCUAUCCCGAAAUAAUUCCUUACGCAACAACACCUUUGUUCGUAACCAAAGGUGGGGUCAACGAACGAAUUUCCGGAGUAGUAGUCGAGGUCAACAGCGUAAUGGUUAUACGCUUACACCAACUGGUCGUCCAACCUCACGGGCUCGUAAUGCAGAAUAUCUUGCUCAAGCUCGUGCCCUUAUCCAAGCACAGAAUGAAAACGCUCAGCGGUAUGAUCUUGACAGUCCAAAUACGACAGUGUGGAACCCUAGAACCUAUAGCGCACCACACAGAAACCUGAAUUAUUAUGCCAAAUAUUGGGACAACUAAUAUAAUAAUGGAAAAUCUUUGAUCUUUCACAAGUUCGUUUUCUUCAUUAAAAUGGCUUUUGAUUGCUUUUAACAGUAUGUUAAAGUAUUCCACUUUUACUCACGUGUAAAUGUACGAUUGCUAUCAAAAGCUAACUGUCAUCAACAAUAAAACUAACAGGCGUGCGUGUUUUUUUAUUGCUCUUGAUAUCCACAAACCCAACUCAUUUAAGCUAUAUCUUCUGUAUGUAGAACCAAAAUUUUUAGAAUUACUUACUGGUUAAAUUUUGUACUUUAUGUAAAAUUUUAAUCACCAAGCAUUUCAUUUGAAUUAUUGCACUGUGGUGAUGUUAUUUCUGAACUGGUUGCUUUUUAAAUGUAUCAGUAAAUUUACACUGUUGUGCUGUAAGGAAGUUAUAAUUACAAUUCCAUAUCAAUCA
This is a messenger RNA of Schistosoma margrebowiei, 1438 nucleotides long. The record is from the annotation of a GenBank genome assembly. Lineage: Eukaryota; Metazoa; Platyhelminthes; Trematoda; Strigeidida; Schistosomatidae.